AGAGCGGUCGCUUCACUCCGUUUUUGCCAGGCAUCUUAGCAGGAAAGGAGGCUUCAGGAGAUUUUUAUAGCGCCCUGUUUUAACGUCUACAUCGCGAACACCCCGCCAAGCUGCAGCCAUGGGACUCAACGAUUUCCAAAAGCAGAAGAUCAAGUUCACCUUCGACUUCUUCUUGGACUAUAACAAAGACGGCUCCAUCCAAUGGGAAGAUUUCGAGGAAAUGAUUAAGAGGUACAAGGAAGUCAACAAGGGCAGCCUGUCCGACGCUGACUACAAGUCCAUGCAGGCCUCCCUGGAGGACGAGUGGAGGGACCUGAAGGGGCGCGCCGACAUCAACAAGGAUGACGUCGUCUCGUGGGAAGAGUACCUCGCCAUGUGGGAGAAGACCAUCGCCACCUGCAAGUCCGUGGCCGAUCUGCCCGCCUGGUGCCAGAACAGGAUCCCCUUCCUCUUCAAGGGCAUGGAUGUCAGCGGAGACGGCAUUGUUGACCUGGAGGAGUUCCAGAACUACUGCAAAAACUUCCAGCUGCAGUGCGCAGAUAUCCCGGCCGUCUACAGCGUUAUCACAGACGGAGGCAAGGUGCAGUUCGACCUGGCCCGCUACAGGGAGCUGUACUACCGUCUCCUGACCUCUCCCUCUGCUGAUGCCGGCAACACCCUCAUGGGACAGAAGCCUUGAACGGAUGUCUUUGUAGAUAAAUAAAAAAAAACACGUUUGUAGUUGAUAAACAGCUCAACAACUGACGUGCUGUAGACGUAAUAGCUUUUGUGUUUUUUUCUUCUUCUACAAAUUGGCUACUUUCUUGAAUCUAAGCAUCCUGGAGCGUCAGGACUUUCACAUGCAUGACGAAGGUCUUAGUUAGAUGGAGUCAACGGAAGCUCUUAGCAAGAACUAUCCAAGACCUGUCAAGUAUGUACAUACGAUUGUCUCUCGUAUCGGAUGCUUUGUGUCGAGGAUCUAGCCUGCUUAUAUUUUGUUCGAUUUAUACCGACGUACUUCUUGUCAAUUCUACCCUCGACAUGUCGACAACGUCUUUCGGAGGCUGCUAGUCGCAAAGUACAGUUCACGGUUAGCUAUGCAAAGUUGUAACCAUCGCAGUCAAGUGGCUAUUCCAGCCUGUGGCCAUAAUCCCAGUCCUACUGAGAGUGGUUUCAGGUACAGUACUAGUGGCAGCACGUGCCUCAGAAAGACCGUUGUAAUUUUUCAAUUUAGUCUGAUACACAACUGUCAGGAUCUUCUGCCCGUUCUACCUUUCCUGCGGCUUGUAAAAAUAAGCUUCUAUGUUGUUCAAGAAGUUGAGAAGACAGCUCCCCUUUUGUAACACCUGGAACCACCUUACUACCUGUGUUCACCGAGACCCUUGUGCAACCAGUUGAGAAGUAAAAGAUAUCUAUGUAACUUUCGGGUGUGAAGGCCUGCAGUGCCGGAGCACCUGUCAAUGGUUGUCAUUGGUGGGAAAUAAAGAGGAAGGCAAAUGUCA
This is a messenger RNA of Branchiostoma floridae (Florida lancelet), 1481 nucleotides long. RefSeq names its product sarcoplasmic calcium-binding proteins I, III, and IV. NCBI's taxonomy places the organism in Eukaryota, Metazoa, Chordata, Leptocardii, Amphioxiformes, Branchiostomatidae. The record is from RefSeq and is a predicted model, not a curated record. The transcript is spliced from 6 exons. Gene Ontology annotation, molecular function: calcium ion binding. The coding region runs from base 119 to 679 and encodes 186 amino acids.